Messenger RNA from Trichomonas vaginalis G3, 1134 nucleotides. Its product is annotated as cupin domain-containing protein family. The record is from RefSeq and is a predicted model, not a curated record. Gene Ontology annotation, molecular function: 5-amino-6-(5-phosphoribosylamino)uracil reductase activity. The transcript has a single exon. Lineage: Eukaryota; Parabasalia; Trichomonadida; Trichomonadidae. The coding region runs from base 1 to 1134 and encodes 377 amino acids. Gene Ontology annotation, biological process: riboflavin biosynthetic process.
AUGACUGAAGAGAGACCUUUCAUCUACAUACAUAUGAUGACAGCCUUAGAUGGCAAGAUCAAUGGCUCAUUCUUUGAUACAGAAGCAGCUUCUGUUGUUGGCAAAGAAUACGAAUGGACAUCAGAAACCUACAAACCAGAUGCAUGGCUUUGUGGACGUAAAACAUUCGAUGAAAACUUCACAAACUUUGCUGUUCCAGAGUUAAAUCAGAACGAAACAGAAGUUCCAGAUGGCGAUUUUGUCGCAGAGACAAAGGACAAGCAAUAUCUUGUCGCUGUUGAUCCAUCAGGAAGACUUGCAUGGAAAGAGAACUCCCUUCAAUACGAUGUUCGCCCUCCAGCUCAUAUCAUCGAAGUUUUAACAGAAAAGGCAACACCACAAUACAAGAACUACCUCAGAAGACAUCAGAUUUCCUAUGUCAUUGCAGGAAAAGAAGAAAUGGAUUGGAAAUUACUCGUACAGAAGUUGAAAGAAAAAUUCAACAUCAAAGUCAUUAGUGUUCAAGGCGGCGGUAUCAUCAACUGGUCAUUCCUCAAUGCGGGCAUCGUUGAUGAGCUCUCUGUCUGCCUCACAGCCGUCGCUGAUGGCUCUAAUGAUGCGGUGACACUUUUUGAAAGAUCUCCAUACUUCCCAAAGGGAACUCCUAUUGAAUUUGAACUGAAGGCCGUCGACAAACUUGGUGCUGGCGGACUUUGGAUCAGAUAUACACCAAAAGGAGCUCCAAAGAAGGAAAGACCUUAUUUGGGACAAUUUGAUUUGGGUGCACCAAACGAUGCUUACGCUAAAUACUUCAUAGGCCAAAGCUACGUAAGUGCGCUAUCCACAAAAGGCGCUGGAAUUUUCAAUGUUACCUUUGAACCAGGAUGCAGAAACAAUUGGCAUAUCCAUCAUGGUGUUCCACAGACAUUACUCUGCACAAGUGGUUAUGGUUGGUACCAAGAGGAAGGAAAGGAUGUAGUUCCUCUCAAACCAGGAGAUGUCGUGGAUAUCCCACCAGAAGUAAAGCAUUGGCAUGGCGCUAGAAAGGACACAUGGUUCUCUCACAUAUCAAUCCAGCCUUUCGCUGAAAAUUCUUCUACUGAAUGGCUUGAAGCAGUCGAUGACGAAUAUUACAACAAAAUUGUCUAUAAGUAA